Messenger RNA from Triplophysa rosa, 4022 nucleotides. RefSeq names its product abhydrolase domain containing 3, phospholipase (gene abhd3). The coding region runs from base 220 to 1458 and encodes 412 amino acids. Gene Ontology annotation, biological process: medium-chain fatty acid biosynthetic process; phosphatidylcholine metabolic process; medium-chain fatty acid catabolic process. Lineage: Eukaryota; Metazoa; Chordata; Actinopteri; Cypriniformes; Nemacheilidae. The transcript is spliced from 9 exons. Gene Ontology annotation, molecular function: A2-type glycerophospholipase activity; monoacylglycerol lipase activity; glycerophospholipid phospholipase A1 activity. The record is from RefSeq and is a predicted model, not a curated record.
GUUGCAUUUCUAUGGGCAGCAUUGACUUGCACCUCUGCGCUUCGCCGGCUGUUCUGAAAAGAGCACCACCCAUUCUCCCAUAUUAAAACUCCUGUCUCGGUUAACCGACAUCUUUACAUGUGAAAAUUAAACGCGUAAUUUAUCCUUCCAGCACAUCAGCAUCCAGAGCUGAGCCGACUUUCAGCAGCAGGAACCGUGGGGCUUUACAGGGUCUAGGCAAUGAUUUCACUGGACCUUAAUUUUAAUUUAUUUACGAGUGACCUUUCACUUUACCUCAAAAACCAAGUUAAAGUCGGGCUAUUCGGCUCGGGGCUUGGACUGUCUGUAGUGCUCGGAUUCAGCGCCGCCUAUGCCUGCUACUACUUGAUCUCUGUGGCCAAGAAACCUAUACUCAUAGCUGGAGGAAAGAAGUUUCAUCAGUUCCUGCAGGACAAUUGUCCUGUGGUGUCAGAGACGUACUACCCAACUUUCUGGUGCUGGGAGAGCCGAGUCCAAACUUUGCUCAGACCCUUUGUGACUGCCAAACCCUGGGUCAACUACAGAAAUGAGCUCAUUAGAGCAGCAGAUGGAGGUCAGAUCUCUCUGGAUUGGUUUGACAAUGAUGGCAGUUCGUCCCACCCGGACCCAUCCACACGACCCACUGUGCUGCUGCUCCCGGGACUGACGGGCACAAGCCACGAAUCCUACAUUCUGCAUAUGGUUCAGCAGAGCCGGGAUCUGGGUUUCAGAUGUGUUGUAUUCAACAACAGAGGUGUAUCUGGGGAAAAAUUACUGACGCCCAGGACGUAUUGUGCAGCCAACACAGAGGAUCUGGAGCUGGUGAUAGAACACGUCCAGCGGACCAUUGACAAAGCUCCGCUCAUGGCAGCUGGGGUUUCUAUGGGCGGGAUGAUGCUGGCCAACUAUCUGGGUCGGAAAGGGCGCAAGACGCGUCUGAAGGGCGUGGUGAUUUUCUCGGCCGGCUGGGAUGUGUUUGAGUGCACAGCUUCACUGGAGAAACCCCUGGACCGUUUCCUCUUCAACUCCUACCUCACCAGCUGCCUGCAGGCAUCUGUGGACCGUCACAGACCUGUUCUUGAAAAAAAGUACGACAUAGACCAUGUGAUGAAGGCUAAAACAAUCCGAGAGUUUGAUGAACGUUUUACAUCCAUCAUGUUUGGUUAUCCGUCCAAUGAGGACUACUAUCGAGACGCCAGCCCCAUCCAUAAGAUCAAUUCUGUGCAGGUGCCAAUGUUGUGCCUCAAUGCGGCUGACGACGUCUUUUCCCCCAAUCACGCCUUUCCAGUAGAGGCUGUGAAGCAGAACCCAAAUGUUGCUCUCCUCAUCACCUGCCACGGCGGUCAUAUCGGCUUCCUGGAGGGCCUGUGGCCGCGGCAGAGCACAUACAUGGACCGCGUUUUCCGGCAGUUCACUAAAGCCGUCUUUGAGAACAGCUGCAGUCUAUCUGACCUCCAUUGACCCGUCAUCCAUUCCCUCUCGAUAGCCGUGAGCAAAAAAUUCCUGAUCCAUUUCCAAAUUGAAGGGCACAGGUUCACUUAAAGGCCAGGAUUGUUUUUGUUCGUUUGUGUGUUCAUGUAUUUAUUUUUAUAUUACUAAGCACAUCUUUUUAUUUACAUUCAUAGAAUUGAAAUGCUGCUUAGGUAUUCACAUGGUCCGUCCAUUCAUUGGUGCACUUGCUUGUGUUUAUUGGCUUUGGUGAUUAUGUUUGGUUAUUUUCAUAUAAAGAUUUUACUAUUAUGAGUGCAUGAUAAACAUCAGUUUGGAACUCUGAAUCAUGCCAUUUUCUCAUUAGAUAACAACCGUUUAUUAAUCUUACACAUUGCAUGUCUUGAACAUCCAAUUUAGGGUGACUUUCAAAACAACAACAACAACAUGGUUUAUAGCGACAACUAUCAAGUGAAUCUCACAAAGAAAGGUUAGCCCAAAAAUUUUGUUAAAAAUUAUAUAAUAAAUAUGUACUGUAUAUUUCCUGCGUAACCUUCCUGAAAAAAACAAACAAACAAAAAAAACCAUGCCCAAAACCAAAUAGAAAAUGUAACAGAUGAGAAUUGUGUUGGUUUUAAUGAAAACUAUAAUGGAGUCUGGUAUAUGAUGGAUUCUAUUGCUGGGGUGUUACCUGGCAGAUUUAUCAUAUUGGAAUAAUGGCCAAAACGUACAAAAAGGAAUUUUGUAAUGGUUUUAACGAAAAAAGCUUAUGGUUCAUAAUGGGGUUUUAAUGGUAACCAUUAGAAUUCCUGUGAUGGUUCCUAUUGGGUUUCUAUUGUUUUUUUUUUAACCAAGGAAUCAAAAUGAAACAUAUUUUGGCAUUGCAUUGUGCUUUAAUUCACAUAUAAAACUCAAAAUAUUGUUUUUUUCUUAACAGAGCACUUGUUUAUAGUUUAUAGGAAACUAUUUAGAUCUUAGUUGUUGAAAUAACAGUAUGUUAUUAAAAGGUUACCAUUGCUUUAUAAACAAAUAACCUUUAAUUUGAAAACAAAUACUUGACAUUUUUGUCUUUUUAAGUUGUAGUAAAAUAUGACCAGAACGCUUUCUUUGUGAGAUUUGCAUCAAUAUCCCAAUUCAAUGCCUCAAUCUUCAAAUAUGUGUAGGCUCAUUUUGUUAAGCUGAGCUUUUUCUUCCUUUAACUCUUUAAAAUCUGUGACUAAAAAUCGUCCUCGCAGUAAAAUCAUUUGUCACAGUUCAUUUGUUAUGUAAACAGGAAGGUUGAAUUCAGUAUUUACAGUGUGUCAAACAGUAUGUCAGUCAGUAUGUCAGUCAUCUUCAGUGAUUUCUUAUUUGUUGCACCAAGGCCUUAUUUAAAAAAAGUGUUAAAAAAGGAAGAUUAAACUAUUUUUGUCUUUCUAGUAUCAGUAAAUAAAAGUGUGUUCGGCCAGUUUAAAAAAGAGAAGUCACUCCAAUGUAUGUAAAACACGUAUACUGUUUCCAACCCUUCACUAACUUAUUCUAAUUUCUUUAAUUCUAGAGAGAGCCUUCAGAGACUAACCAGCUCACUAUUUUCUGUUAGUUUUGUUUUUAGGUUGGAGACCGAUUGUAUCUACCACAUUGCACUGUUUUAAUUUGUUAAGAAUGUACUGUGUGCACUUUUUGUCAUUCAUUACUGGUAUAUUGACACUGACUAGUUCAAUUGUAAAUUAGAUGUACAUUUUAACUGAAUGUGACAAUUGCACUAUUUUGAGUUUAACCUGUGUUAGUCCCACAAGUGUGUUCACUUGAACUGGCCGAAUGUGGCUUCAAGGAUUCGUUGAAUUCAUAUGUGAAAAUGACUUGAGCUACUGCUUGUCUACAAUGUUGAAACAUUGAAAAUGUUCCCGAAACCUCUGCUUGCUUUAAAUUCACUUACGGGUGAAAUGGCUCUUUAUGCGAUAGUGUCAUAAAAUCCUCCGGCUCCUUAAUGAUAUUAUAUGAAAAGAAAAUAAGUAUAAAAACAGGAGCAGUCAUUAUUUGUGUGAGAAUGUGAAGGACGUAUGCUUUUGCAAAUCUUUCAGAAGAAAUUGUUUUAUGAAUAUGCAGGUGAAGAAUUAACUGCACAUAUAGGGACUUUCAUGGAAGAAUAUGAUAGACAUAGUUAUCAAAACCUAAAAAGAAACCGCCCUGCCAUGUGUUGUAUUUACCUGUUUUUAUUAAGGUGCUGCUUCAUAUUAUGCUUCUUACUGUCGAUGCAGAUUUGAGGACCACGAGGUCUCCUGUGGAUUUGCCUUUCCUCUCUGCUUCUUCUCAUCCUGUUUCUCAGUAGCAUGUGUCACUGUUCUAAGUGUCUUGAGUAACUGUACAAACAACGUGCAUCGCAUAACCUGUAGCACAACAGACAUAUUUUUCCAUGAAGAUGUCUUUCCUUUUAUAAAUUUAUAAAAGGAUUGUGUAUUCAACAUGUGCAGCAAUAAGAUUUGAAUACAAGAUAGUCUACUGUAUGUAGAAUAAAUGCACAUGUACAUGGAUUAUAAGUGCAUUUGUGGUCUUAAAUAAAUUGUGGAAUUUAACUAGACGGUUUUGCUUUCUUAAUGUAUUUUUGAUGACUGAAUAUG